Messenger RNA from Syngnathoides biaculeatus (alligator pipefish), 1898 nucleotides. RefSeq names its product CTD nuclear envelope phosphatase 1A. The record is from RefSeq and is a predicted model, not a curated record. The transcript has 8 exons. Gene Ontology annotation, molecular function: protein serine/threonine phosphatase activity. NCBI's taxonomy places the organism in Eukaryota, Metazoa, Chordata, Actinopteri, Syngnathiformes, Syngnathidae. Bases 31 to 768 code for a protein of 245 amino acids.
CCGACUGCUGACUCGUCCUGGCCGGUCAACAUGCUGAAGACCCGCCAGUGUUUACUCGGCAUCCGCACUUUCCUGGGCGUCACGUCUCGAAUAUGGGGCUUCUUCAUGUACAUCCUCAGGAAGCACCUGCGAACGAUCAUCCAGUAUCAGACGGUGCGAUAUGACACCCUGCCUCUGUCGCCGAUCUCCAGGAACAGACUGAACGGAGUCAAGAGGAAGAUUCUGGUCCUGGACCUGGAUGAGACGCUGAUCCACUCUCACCACGACGGGGUCUUGAGGCCCACAGUGAGGCCGGGAACGCCGCCAGACUUCAUUCUCAAAGUCGUCAUCGACAAGCACCCGGUGCGAUUCUUCGUCCACAAAAGGCCACACGUGGACUUCUUUUUAGAAGUGGUGAGCCAGUGGUACGAGCUGGUGGUUUUCACGGCCAGCAUGGAGAUCUACGGCUCGGCGGUGGCGGACAAGCUGGACAACAAUAGAAAUGUUCUCAGACGCCGAUAUUACAGACAGCAUUGUACAUUGGAUCUAGGUAGUUAUAUCAAAGAUUUGUCUGUAGUACACGACGACCUGUCCAGUAUUGUCAUUCUCGACAACUCGCCCGGUGCUUAUCGAAGCCAUCCAGAUAAUGCAAUACCCAUCAAGUCGUGGUUCAGUGAUCCCAGUGACACAGCACUUCUUAACUUGCUGCCUAUGCUGGAUGCGUUAAGGUUCACCGCCGACGUCCGCUCCGUCCUCAGUCGAAACCUCCACCAGCAUCGGCUCUGGUGAUUGGCCGACCGGAGAACAUCGGUCAAAAAGACGACCCGCCGGCGCUUCCGCGUUGGGAUGAACAUUUUGGGUGCCAGAUUUUUAGCCCCGCCGCCAUCUUAGUUCUAUACUUGACCCUGCCGCCCCUGGCAAAAAAAAAAAAAAAAAAAUUGAACUGGAGCUUCUCCGACGCCUUUUUAAACUUUUUUUUUCUCCCCCCUCCCUUACUGCUGAUGAAAUGAAGAGGAUCCAUCCACAAAGUAAACGACAUUACAGAUUCAAAUUUUUACAAUUUGCUGAUCAUAUACUUUUGGCCCCAUUUCUUCUUUUUUUUUCUCCUCAAAAGGAUACAGACAGUUUUUUUUCCCUUGCAGGACACCUGUCAUCUUUGGAUAUUUUUGUUUGUUUUUGUGGGUUAUGGAAAAAAAACGACAAACUCGUGAGGAUAAAACAUAUGGCUUGUACCCAUUCUAUGGCCUGCUGUGCUGUCUUUUCCAUAUCUGUCACCAUUAAAUAACAUUUCACCCUCCUCAUUGAAUUGCAAUUUCACUUGUCCCCAUUCUCCUUCUCUUCUGUUUUCCUUGUAUUUCAUUGACAGCCCCCCCCCCCGCCCCUUUACUGUAUGGAUUUUUACAGUCUUUCAAAAUGCCUUCUGAACAAUACAACGUCCAGGCUCCGAAGCUGCGUCUUUAUCGGCUCUGUUUUAUAAGUAAUUAUGGAAGAAAAAACACGUCAGUAUCAGUUUUCGGGCGGUCACUGACCAUCAAUUAUCCUCUUGGGAAAUGAAAUGCUGUCAUAAAGCCGCUUUACUAAGUUUCCCCAUGACGUGUAAUAACAUGUCGUACCAGUGUAAAAAGAAGUGAGGUCAGAAUGUAAAAAGUACUUGACAAACUUCUGCUUUUUAACAUUUCUGUCAUUUCACCCUGGGGGCUCUAUGCUGGCCAUUUGUGUCCACCUCACUUUCUUUUUCUUUUUUUUUUUUGGAACCAUUGUAGCCAACAAUUAUCCUAAGGAUGGGGAUUUUUGUCUUAUUUUGUCAUUUCCAGUUCAAGCUCAUAUGCUGUUUACAUGAAAUUGUACCUUUUGGCUAUGUUGUGGCCACUAUUGGUAAAUUAAAAUGCAUAAAAACUGAAUUAAAAAAAAAAAAGUGA